AUGACAAUGAGCACUUCAUCUUCUGCUUCAUCUCGUUUGACAAACAGGCGAUCAAGAAAAUCCGAAGAACAUCUUUUCAAGUGGGUGGAUGAAGCCUUGCUAGAUGAGACUAGAAUGGUGGAGGCAAAGCAUUUGAGUCCUGUUGAAGAGGUGAAAGAAAUGAAAGUGAAAAUGGAGCUUCAAGAGAGGAUGAUUCGGAAGAUGGACGAAGAGCUUAAGGCAAAGCUUGAAGAAAGAGUGAAAGAAGAGAUAAUGGUGGCUGCUGAACCAGGGAAGAAGAUGACUGACAAGAUGCCUAAAACGAGUCUGCAAAAAUUUGGGAUCAUAAUGUUGGUUCUAGGAACAGUAUGA
This is a messenger RNA of Microthlaspi erraticum, 351 nucleotides long. NCBI's taxonomy places the organism in Eukaryota, Viridiplantae, Streptophyta, Magnoliopsida, Brassicales, Brassicaceae. The record is from the annotation of a GenBank genome assembly.